AUGCUGGUGUAUUAUUCUGCAAGUUCAAAGAAGAGUGGAUCAGCAGUGAGAAGACCUAAGCUAAUGGUUCUUAAACUGGGGACAGCCCACAAAGGUUCAGAUUUGGAAGCCUCAUUGCUGAGCUUUGAAAAGUUGGACAGGGCAUCUCCAGACUUGUGGCCAGAGCAAUUACCAGGUGUUGCUGAAUUUGCAGCUUCUUUUAAAAGUCCCAUCACCAGUUCCCCACCUAAAUGGAUGGCUGAAUUAGAAAAUGAUGAUAUUGAUAUGUUGAGAGAGCUGGGAAGUCUCACUACAGCUAAUCUGAUGGAAAAGGUUAGAGGUUUACAGAACUUGGCAUAUCAGUUGGGACUGGAUGAAUCCAGAGAAAUGACUAGAGGAAAAUUCUUGAACAUCCUGGAGAAACCCAAAAAGUAACUGAAUGUGUACUACACUUUAAAAAAAGCAGCAGCGCCUUGUUAUUUCAGAACUUCUACAAUUGUCCAUAUAAGCUGAAACGAAAGGACCAAACGUACCGAAAUGUUCAUUGUUUCACCUUUCUUUUGAGGGUAACUGUUCUGGACUACUUCAGCAUUGGCCAGCAUCAGUUCUCUUAACCUCCUGGCUGCAGCUGAUCCUGCCCUAUUUACCUUAAUGAAAAGAAAAGGACUCGUUUUCUCAUGGUUGUUGCACACAACUAUAACAAUAUGCAUCUUGUGAUAAUACCCUUGCCCCCCAGAGCAGUACACAACAUGGCACUUCUGUAUGUAUGUCCAUCCCACAUCAUUACAAGACAAGCACUUUAUGGACAAAUGCAUAAUUUGAGAUGAAAACUGACUGGUGUUCUUUAAUAUAGAUAAUCCUAAUUUUAUAAUUGUAGAAGUUAGCAAUUUAUAUUGAUUUUUUUUUAGGUACAAAGGCUGCAGAAAAAAAUAAGGAUUGUAUCAUUCUUGCAUGUUCGUGUAAUUUUAGAUAUAGGAUGGGAUAGGAGGUUACAUUCCAUCAAAUUUCUGUUUGGUUGGUUUUAAGCUACCUAAAUGUGACUGCAGUGGAAGUGUGAAGAAAAAAUUAAAGAAGAUAAUAAGAGGGGGAAGAACACUUAUAUGAAGAAAACAUGUGUCCUGUGCUCAGGAUAAUCAUUUACUCUUUAAUUCAGCUUCAGAUCUCUUAAAAUAUGUCUAAAGGCAAAAUAAAUUAUCUGUCAUAUCAGAAUUUUCCCAAAAGCAAAUAUCUUUUUAGGCUACCCAUUUUGUAUUAUAUUCAUAGCUCUAGGAAAGAUACCUUCAAAUUGGAUUUCUCUUUCGGGUAUACAUAAAAUAAGUUUUGUACAGUAUAUAGAAGUAACAAAUUCUAUAUUGAAAAGCCAUAGUUUCUCAUUGAGUCUCCUUCUCCAGAAAUACUUUUAAAAUAGCUGGCUGGCAAGACACCAAGUCAAAAUAUUUUCCUUGCAUUGGUUUCUCUACAAUAAAGCACUGAGUAGAGUUUCCCUGAACCUGGUACUUAGAUUUGUGAGGUAUGGUGACUUGGAAAUAUUGGAGUUGAAAGUGUCAAAUUAGGGAAAGUUGCGCCACUUACAUUUGGGGAAUUACCAAGCUAAAGUUAAGCACUUUUACAUCCCAUUAAAGUGAUGUUACAGUAUCUCCCCCAUUGUGAAAUAAGCAGAAUUAAGAAAGGCCUAAUUUUGGAUUUGGGCCUGCAAAUGUUUUAAUAAUAAUCUUUUUUCUCUGUGUGAAAAACAAGAAUUUAAUAUUGGGUUGUAUAUCAAAAGUUUGAUUUUUUUAAAAAAAGUUGACAUCCCAACAAAUCUUUGAAGUUUUCAAUGUACAACUGUACACUGUUCAAUUUACUGUAGUGGUGAUGCAACUUUGGAAAUGUAAGAAUGCAAUAUAAACAAGAAAAUAGUAUGCAAUUUAAUACAUACUGUAAAUGAUGGCCAUUUUCGGUGUUCUGGUAGUUUGUAAAUUACAUGAGUAAGAUAUUUCUCAUGUACAGCAAAUCAGCCAUAUUUCGAUUUUAAGUUAUAUAUACUGCAUUUUUCUAGAACAGAGGUUCUAGAUUAGAACAUUUUAAUCACAUACCGUACAUCAAAUGGCAAUUCACAAAGUUUGCUCUGUCAGGACAUUAUAUUUGCAGGCCUGAGUUUCAGAUGCGAAAAUAUUAAAUCCAUGCCAAUGAUGGCAAAACUAUAAAUGAUCAACAGCUAGCAAAAAAAUAUUAAGAGCAGGAAAAAUGUGCUUACUUGCUCAGACAAAAAGUUUGCUUUUCAACAGUAAACUAAUAUUUAUAUUUCUGUUUAAGAAUACUGAAAUUGUUACAUUUUUUGUUUGUGGGUUUUAAUAUAUAGUAACUCAAAGUUGAGCAUUUUGAAAUAUCCUAAUGAUUGAAGGAUGGGGGAGAGGUAGAUUUUAAAUCUCAUAUUAAAAACAAAGUGGUUGACUUCUCCUGUAUUAUAAUCUGUCCAAAAUAUAUUUGGAGCCUUGGUUAUGGACAACUUACAGAUAAGAUCCCUACUGCCAGGAUCUGAUUAGUUAACCCC
Messenger RNA from Notechis scutatus (mainland tiger snake), 2512 nucleotides. NCBI's taxonomy places the organism in Eukaryota, Metazoa, Chordata, Lepidosauria, Squamata, Elapidae. The record is from RefSeq and is a predicted model, not a curated record.